CCCUGAGUCUCGCGAUAAAGGCUUAUUGUCUCGCGGGAGCGCGUCUGGUAGACGGGCUCUCGGGAGGCCCCGGCUAGGAAAGAGGAGUUGCAUGUGUCGCUUCAGCUGGCGGGAGCUGCGGGAGCGGCGGCGGCGAGCGCUGUGCGACCUCCUGGGUUUGUGAAAUGGCUACUGACAUUUCUGAAUCCAGUGGGGCUGAUGGCAAAGGAGAUCCAAGGAAUAGUGCCAAGUUAGAUGCUGAUUAUCCACUUCGAGUCCUUUACUGUGGAGUCUGUUCAUUACCAACAGAGUACUGUGAAUAUAUGCCUGAUGUUGCUAAAUGUAGGCAGUGGUUAGAGAAGAAUUUUCCAAAUGAGUUUGCAAAACUCACUGUAGAAAACUCACCCAAACAAGAAGCUGGAAUUAAUGAAGGUCAAGGAACAGUAGGAGAAGAGGAGGAGAAGAAAAAACAAAAGAGAGGUGGAAGGGGUCAAAUAAAACAGAAAAAGAAGACUGUACCGCAAAAGGUUACUAUAGCUAAAAUUCCCAGAGCAAAGAAGAAAUAUGUGACAAGAGUAUGUGGCCUUGCAACUUUUGAAAUUGAUCUUAAAGAAGCACAAAGAUUUUUUGCUCAGAAAUUCUCCUGCGGUGCCUCAGUAACAGGGGAAGAUGAAAUCAUCAUUCAGGGGGACUUUACAGAUGACAUAAUUGAUGUCAUUCAGGAAAAAUGGCCAGAGGUGGAUGAUGACAGCAUUGAAGACCUUGGAGAAGUAAAGAAGUGAUUUUGAAAAACUUGUCUAUAUUUAAUGAUCUGGACUGAGCUGAUACGGCCAAAGGGAGAGAGGCCUUUUAAAUAUAUAUCUAUUUAUCCUACAGUAAGACUGUAGACACCCUUGGCAUUUUCACUGUCCUGUACAAGGCUGCUUGGUUUUUUUAUUGCCAAAGUCUAAUAAACAGGGGAGACUGUCAUGCUUAUGCAUGACGCAGAAUUUAGUCAAAUAAAAAAUUUUGGUCAUUUGGUACUGACUUUUUCCUCUCUUUCUAACUUUUUAUUUUAGAAAAACACUGUAAUCUUUUUUGGGGAGGGGGCAAUGUUGGGGAUCUAACUCAGGGCAUUGCAUGUGCCAGGCAAGUGCUCUGCCACUGAGCUACACUCCCAGCUCCAAUACUGCGGACCUUUUGUGGGAAGCAUUUUUGUUGGUUAUCUUACUGAUUCACAGUUGAGUUAUUUUAAAAAGGAAUUUGAAUUUGGCUUCCUUGCCAAUAAUGUCUCCUGAUUUGUUUGGUGCGAUGGUGCGAUAGUAUGAGUGAGAAUAUAAUAGAUUUAUGGUUGAGUUUGUUUCAUUGUUACUAACAAAGUCCAUUUUUUGGGCAUAACAACAUACUAUUGUAGUAAUAGUAAGCUGUACUGGAGAUUAUUUGGUAAAGUAUAUUAAAAGCCUUAAAACCAUGUGCACUAUUUGAUCCAGUAAGCUACUUCUUUGAUACUAUCCUAAAGUAUUAGGAUAGUAUGCAAGACUGGUUAGUUUUACACAGAUUUAUGGAUGAGGGGAUUCCUCACAAUUAUUCAUAAUAUCAAUAAUUGUAGAUGACAUAAAUGAACAAUUGGAAAAUGGUUAAAGAAGUGAUGUAUUAUCAUGUGGUAGAAUAUUAUAUGUACAUCCAAAAUUUUUAUUUUUCAAGAAUACUUAGGAGCAUGUUUGGUCAUUAAUGUAGGGGCUAAUCUUCAAUCCAUUUAAACAUUCAUUAUUGUUGUCUUGUGUGGAAGGCCAUUCAAAGCUGCUGGAAGUUCCUGUUCUGACUAUACCUUAUGUGAGUAAAAUUCUGCUAACCAAUUAAAAUUAAUGUAUACUCAUGUUCAAAUAUAGCCUGGAAAAUAACAGUUGAAAUAUCUUUCACUCACAAGAGAAACUGAUAAUUUUAAUGAAUGUAUUAUAUGAUUCUAAGUUUUAAGUCAGGUGCUGCAAACUGAAAUCUUCUGAUUUGUGUUAAACAUUGCUAUAGACACCUUUAAGAAAGUUAGAAUGGGGUGGGGGAGGGGAGAGAAAGAGGAGGAGAAAUUUAGAACCCAUGAAAAUCAUUGUUCAUUGCCAUGCAAAUACAAUCUUUAAUGAAAGGGUGUUUUUUAAAAAAAAAUGUCUUAGAAAAGGUGUGUAAUAAAGAUGUAAAUUUUAAAAUGAAAUUCUGCAUUAACUGAAUUAUACUAAGUAGGAUUACCUAGUGAAGCAAAUUUAUCCAUCAAAACCUUUUGGCAUGUAUUAUGUAUGUAUUCUUCUGGUGCUAGAUGAGUUCUGUGUGCCUGUAUCAACACGUGAUUUCAUGUAAAGAAUCUUCAUGUUCACAGUUCUUGGCAAAUGCACUUUCAACCCUUACAUAGCCACCAGUGGAUGUUACUCUAGGAAAAUGCAGGAUUAAACUUGUCUUCGUGGAUCACA
Molecule: messenger RNA, 2414 nt
Organism: Ictidomys tridecemlineatus (thirteen-lined ground squirrel)
Lineage: Eukaryota; Metazoa; Chordata; Mammalia; Rodentia; Sciuridae
Gene: Denr
Product: density regulated re-initiation and release factor
Biological process (GO): translation reinitiation; formation of translation preinitiation complex
Molecular function (GO): translation initiation factor activity; mRNA binding
Source: RefSeq, a predicted model, not a curated record